Messenger RNA from Trichoderma aggressivum f. europaeum, 1824 nucleotides. RefSeq lists its product as uncharacterized. The transcript has a single exon. Gene Ontology annotation, molecular function: transmembrane transporter activity. Gene Ontology annotation, cellular component: plasma membrane. The coding region runs from base 1 to 1824 and encodes 607 amino acids. Gene Ontology annotation, biological process: transmembrane transport. NCBI's taxonomy places the organism in Eukaryota, Fungi, Ascomycota, Sordariomycetes, Hypocreales, Hypocreaceae. The record is from RefSeq and is a predicted model, not a curated record.
AUGGCGGCUUCAGGCGAACAGGCCCCGUUGCUCGGCUCGGAGCCGCGCUCCAUGACCGAGGUCCAUGAGUAUACAGUUAUUUCAACCCAAAAUCACCAUCAUGGCUAUCCGGACGACGAAUAUGCAGAUUCCACGGCGGCAGGAUCCAGCCGACGGGCUGCUGGUGUCGCCCGCAUGGAGGCCAUUUCGGCCCAACUCUCCCCCCUGGAGCGGUUCUGGAUAUUCUCGGGCAUCUUCUUGAUCGGCUACGCAUACGGCCUCGAGAGCCAGGUCCGGUCAACGUACAUGCCGUAUGCGACAUCCAGCUUCUCGCUGCAUUCAUACCUCGCCACCAUCAAUCUCCUCCGAAGCGUUGUUGCGGUUGCGGUCCAGCCAACGGCGGCCAAGAUUGCCGAUGUCUUUGGACGCUUCGAAGUCGUGGCUGCGUCCACCUUGUUCUACGUCGCCGGCAUGAUGAUCGAGUCGACGUCAAACUCGGUGUAUGCGUUCUGCGCCGGCACCAUCACGUACCAGGUCGGCUACACCUGCAUCGUCCUGAUGCUGGAGAUCCUGGUUGCCGACUUCUCGUCCAUGCGGGCUCGCGUCUUCUUCAGCUACAUACCCGCCCUGCCCUUUGUGAUCAACACAUGGAUUAGCGGCAGCAUUACGUCUGCCGUGCUGCGCGUAACCACGUGGCGUUGGGGAAUCGGCAUGUGGUGCAUCAUUUACCCUGUCGCCUCACUUCCCCUCCUAAUCACACUCUACUCGAUCGACCGUCGCACAGGGCCCAACGGAUCCAGGAAGAAGAGCGAGUUUGGAGAUGCCUACGGUGGCCUCGACAACCUUCGCAAAUGGAGCGUCCGGCUCCUGGAUCAGGUGGACGCCAUCGGCCUGCUUACUCUCGUCACGGCGUUUAGCCUUGUUCUGACGCCUCUCACGAUUGCAGGCGGCACGGUAUCCCAUUGGAGGAACCCGCAGGUCGUCAUCCCACUGGCCAUCGGGCUCUUCUUCGCUCCCGCUUUCGUCUAUUGGGAGAAGAACGGCGCCCGGAACCCCCUUGUCCCCUUCCACCUGUUGAAGGAUCGCGGGGUUUGGGCGGCUCUAGCCGUGCGGAGCUUGCUCAACUUUGCCUGGUACGUGCAGGGCAACUAUCUCUAUACCGUUCUUAUUGUUGCAUUCGAUUUCCCCAUUGAGAGCGCAACCCGAAUCCUCUCCUUCUUUUCCUUUUUCGGCGUCGUCAGCGGUGUUGCCGUGGGCCUCGUCAUCUACAGGGUUCGACGCCUCAAACACAUCAUUGUCCUCGGCACCGUCUUGUUCAUGAUUGCUCUGGGCGUUCUCAUCAGAUUCCCCGGAGGUGCAACCACGGCGUCCAGGAGUGGGCUCAUCGGGGGCCAGAUUCUUCUGGGACUCUCCAGCGGCUUGUUUGCCUAUCCCACCCAGGCCUCGAUUCAGGCCUCAGCCUCUCGAGAUCACGUUGCCAUCCUGACGGGCCUCUAUCUCUCCUUCUACAAUGUCGGGAGUGCGCUCGGCACCUGUUUAUCUGGAGCAAUCUGGACCCAAACCCUAUACCCAACAUUGGAGGCGAGUUUGGCAUUUCAACCUAAUACCACGCUGGCACGAGCCAUUUACGAGAAUCCGUUUCAAAUCGUUUCGCAAUACCCAGUUGGCACCGAGAUUCGAAGCGCCAUCAUUCACAGUUAUCGAAGCAUUCAGCAAAUACUUUGCAUCACGGGCAUGUGCAUAUGUUUGCCCAUGAUUGGUUUUGCAUUAGCCCUUAGAAACCCCAAGCUGUCGGAUCAGCAAGUGCAAGAAGACGCAGAAGACGUGGCAGCAAACGACGUAUGA